AAUGAAAGAUUCGAUCUUUGCCUUUUAUUUUUCCUGAAGCGACCCGAUUUUGAUAGGACCAAUUGUGUGUUCGAUUUGGGUUUCGCGACGAUAACAAAGUGAAUUAGAUCCUCUCGAAAACCAGAAUCAGCGAGAAAGAAGUGUAUUAGCAAGCAGUAUUUAAAGUCUAUCUUUCCGUUUACAGCGAGAACCAUUGUCUUGUUAUGGAUAAGUUUUGCUUUUGAGUCUCCAAAUUCAUCCAAAUGUCGCAUAUUGUGUGUGCUUGAUGUGCCCUAGUGAAGGAGGAAGGUAAUCAUGGCAACGAUCAGGAAUCUAAAGAUCAAGACAUCUACAUGUAAGAGGAUUGUCAAAGAGCUACACUCCUACGAGAAGGAGGUCGAGAGAGAAGCUGCUAAGACAGCUGAUAUGAAGGAGAAAGGAGCCGACCCUUACGAUCUAAAACAACAGGAAAAUGUAUUGGCUGAGUCGAGGAUGAUGAUUCCGGAUUGCCACAGACGCUUGGAGGCAGCUUUAGCUGACUUGAAGGCAACUUUGGUGGAACUGGAAGAGGCAAACGAGAAGGAAUGCCCGGAAAUCGAAGAUGCAAAGAACACUGUCGCGGAUGUGGAGAAGCUCUUCCACACAGAAGACGCCUGAUUUAUCUGUUGUCAAGCGGCGCAAUUGCAAACGCUUUUUGUUGAUGGAUCGGUUGGUUUUCUGUUGUAAAGACCUGAUGAGUUCAGUCAUUGUAGCUAGUGGAAGUCAAGAAGAGGUUCUCUAUUACCUCUGUUUCUCGAUUCAAUCUCAUCUGUUAUCGACGCUAUCAAUGAACCGUCCGGUCCUUUCUCGAUGGCCGUUGUCCAGAUUGUCGAGUCCCUGUUCAUUCUCGGAGAGCAACCUUAUCUUACCAUUUCAGCUGGUUCUUUAAUGUUAUCCCAGAAGAAACAGCAUCUUCUACUCUUA
This is a messenger RNA of Tarenaya hassleriana, 942 nucleotides long. Its product is annotated as tubulin-folding cofactor A. The coding region runs from base 295 to 636 and encodes 113 amino acids. Gene Ontology annotation, cellular component: cytosol; microtubule cytoskeleton. The record is from RefSeq and is a predicted model, not a curated record. Gene Ontology annotation, biological process: tubulin complex assembly; post-chaperonin tubulin folding pathway. Gene Ontology annotation, molecular function: beta-tubulin binding. NCBI's taxonomy places the organism in Eukaryota, Viridiplantae, Streptophyta, Magnoliopsida, Brassicales, Cleomaceae. The transcript has 4 exons.